Molecule: messenger RNA, 10123 nt
Organism: Mya arenaria
Lineage: Eukaryota; Metazoa; Mollusca; Bivalvia; Myida; Myidae
Product: fibrillin-2-like
Exons: 66
Coding region: 451-8952 (2833 amino acids)
Molecular function (GO): calcium ion binding
Source: RefSeq, a predicted model, not a curated record
CGAGUGGAUAGCCUUCCUUAUUCCGGGACUUUAAAAAUGAAAGAAAAAUGCUGUAACUCAUAUGUAACUCAUAUAAGAUGCUGCUUGGAAGACUGAGUGACACGGGCUACCGUCUGGAAUAUUUCCCGUGCGUUUUGCUGUUCGUAGAUUUAUGAGUUACUAACUUAUGUGAGAAAUGCUGACAUAAUAGAUUUAUUGUGGAGAAACAAUGAGUGUUUAAGUAUAAGAGAAAUUCGGUCGUGCUAUUUAACUGAAUGGAAUUACAUUAACGUUAUUUGUUAAUUGAAUUUCUGGUAGCAAUCCACGUGCGGGUUGGUAUGAAGUGUUGAGACAGUUAUCUUUUCUGUGAUGAUGCAUUUAUUUUGUCCACGAAACCACCCUUUGAGGUAACAUCUAUUUAGCUGUGAUAACGCAUCUGAGGAUUAACUUACGUUCACUAUAACAUUCACUAUGACAUUCCAUAAUACUUGGAUUACUUUUAUAUUAUGGACUUGCAUUGUGGUCAUAUGGACGACUGUGGACUGCGAAGGGCGACGUUCCCAGCAAUACCAGGCGGACGGACAGGUCACGUCGUUAAAGGGAGCAAACGUUUGUGGGUCUGCAAACCGUCGGCGGUGUUGUAGGGGCUGGUCCAUACCACAGGGCAGUACAAAGUGCGUUUUGCCAAAAUGCAGUGGAAACUGUGGAGGUGCAGGAAAUUGCAUGAGGCCAGGUCUUUGUUUGUGCUUCACCGGGGAGCUCGCCUCUUACUGCGGAUCAUCUGGUGGAGGAGGAAGCCUGUUAUCCUUGUGUGAGCCAGCGUGUCAAAAUGGUGGAGUAUGUGUAGCCAGAAACCUGUGUCGUUGUCCAAGUGGCUUCUCGGGUGGAAGUUGUGAAAAUGACCAGCGAACGGGACCAUGUUAUACCAACCUUGAAAACAACAUGUGUCGAGGCCAGAUCCCUAAUGUUGUGUGCACAAAGCAUCUGUGUUGUGCUACAGAGGGCAUGGCAUGGGGUGAUCCAUGCGAAGCGUGCCCCGCAAACCCCCAUCCCUGCCGCAGGGGCUACGUUCUUAACCUUGCCAAGAACACUUGCCAAGACAUAGAUGAGUGCAAGUACAUACCGGGUCUGUGUGUGAGCGGCACCUGUAUCAACACUGUGGGCUCCUAUAUGUGUGACUGCCAGCCCGGACAGAGGCUUAACACCAUCACUGGCGUCUGUGAAGACAUCAAUGAGUGUUUGGAGCAGCGAGACAUCUGUAACGGGGGCCGUUGUACGAACACAGAGGGCAGCUACUUCUGUACAUGCGGACCAGACUUUGAGACCACGCCCGAUAGGUCCAGUUGUAUUGCUGUGAGGAAGAACUACUGUUUCCAACGUGUGGUGAAUGGAAAGUGUACAAGUGGCCUGCCAACCAAGACAUCUUUGUCUGACUGCUGCUGUGGGGUGGGCAAGGGCUGGGGAUCCGAAGACUUGUGUCAGCUCUGUCCGGACAGAAAUACAGAUGCCUAUGAAAGACUGUGCCUUAGACCGGAGCCCAUUGGCACAGAUGAGUGUUCAUACUUCAGCAAUCUCUGUAAGAAUGGUCGAUGUGUUGACACCACAUAUUCGUACAGAUGUGAGUGCUACGAUGGCUACAGGUACUCCGAGUCACAGGGAGAAUGUGUCGAUGAGGAUGAGUGUGCUAUCCAGACAGGCCUUUGUCAUAACGGCCAGUGUGUCAACCUUCCAGGCAGCUAUGAAUGCAAAUGUAAAGAGGGCUUUGUCCUCGCCCCUGGGGGAAGAUAUUGCACAGACAUGAAUGAAUGUGAAGAGACAAACAUGUGUCCCAAUGGGAAGUGUAUCAACAUGGAUGGCUCAUACAAGUGUCAGUGUUACAGAGGAUACAAGCAGUCACCCAACCAGCAAGUCUGUAUUGACAUAGAUGAUUGCAAUGAGAAUGGGAGACUGUGUUUGAAUGGGCAGUGUCUGAACACCCCAGGUAGUUACAAAUGUAUCUGCAACCAGGGAUACCGAAUCUCACCAGACGGCGCUUUCUGCCUGGAUGACAAUGAGUGUGAGAAGAGUGGCAUGUGUUCCAACGGUCUGUGUAAGAACAUGGAUGGCAGCUACGUGUGCAUAUGUAGCCCCGGAUACCAGCUCUCACUUGCGGGCAAUGUCUGCAUUGAUAUAGAUGAGUGUAGCAGCCAGUCUGGCGUCUGUAGGGACGGUCAGUGUAUCAACAACCAGGGUAGUUUCAGAUGUGAGUGUCCCAGAGGCUUCACCCUGGGGCCUGACAGGAGGUCAUGUCUUGACACCCGUAAGGACCUGUGUUUCCUGCACUACAGUCGUGGCGUGUGCAGCAGUCCCUCCCCGAUGAUUGUGACCAAGUCCACCUGUUGCUGCAUGGUCGACUCCAUGGAUGCCCCAGGGAUCGCCUGGGGAGCGGGUUGUGAACCCUGCCCCUCCAUGGCUGACCUAGAGUUUAAGACCCUCUGUAAACAUGGCUCUGGCACGGACUUCAAUGGAGGAUCUAUCAACCACUGCGCUCUGAUGCCUGAUAUAUGUGAAAAUGGAGCAUGUGAGAACACACCACGCUCCUACCGAUGUGUGUGUAACCCGGGAUACAGGCCAGAUUCUUCCGGCAAGAAGUGUGUCAACAUAGAUGAAUGUGUGAGUAACGCACGGCUGUGUGAGGGUGGCCAGUGUCGGGACACACCAGGAUCCUUUGUGUGUGUAUGCCCCUCCGGCACUCGCCUCGACCCAGACAACCACAUGUGUGAGGACAUAGAUGAGUGUGCGUCCUCCCCGUGUGAAGGAGGCACUUGUGUUAACACAGCUGGAAGCUUUAGGUGCAGGUGUGGUUAUGGCUACACACUUGAUGCCACUGGACUUGUCUGCAUUGAUGAUCGACAGGGUGCAUGCUGGCUAGAGAUUAGGGAUGGUCAGUGUGAGUCGAAUGUGAAACGCCCCAUGUUGAAGGCUGAGUGCUGUAACACCAUCGGCAAGGCCUGGGGAAGCCCCUGUGAACCAUGUGCCUCCACAUUUUCAGACAAAUGCCAAAGGGGAUUCAUGUACAGAGGCGAUGGUUGUGUUGAUAUCAAUGAGUGUGCGGUGAUGGCGGGUCUGUGUCGGGGUGGGGGAGUGUGUGUCAACACUGAGGGGUCUUUCACCUGUCAGUGCCCCGCAGGCAUGGAUAUUGAUGCUGCAGGAACAACAUGCCUUGACAAGAGAACGUCUACAUGUUACCUGGACUACCAGCGUGGGCAGUGUUCCCGGGGGCUUGAUGGUCUCUAUACUCGGUCUUACUGCUGCUGCUCUGUGGGGCGUGCUUGGAGCCAGCUGUGUGAACCCUGUCCAGCUAAGGACUCAGCUGACUAUAAAGCUCUCUGCCCUUCUGGAGGUCACGGUGGAGAUCCUGAUUUUCCCAUUGACAUCAACGAGUGCCGGGAGAUUCCGGGUAUCUGCACCAAUGGCCAGUGCAGGAACACCCAGGGCAGCUUCACCUGCACAUGUGACCGUGGAUUUGCCCUUGACAACAGGGGACUUAACUGUACUGACAUAGAUGAGUGUCGAAUAUCAUUUGGUGUGUGUGCAAAUGGUGUGUGUGUUAACACAGAGGGUGGGUUCCGCUGUGACUGUGACACGGGAUACAACCCUGUCAUGAUGGCACAGAUGUGUAUGGAUGUUGAUGAGUGUGCGGAUGACCGGUCGUUGUGUCGCGGGGGAACCUGCACCAACCUGCCCGGGUCAUUCAGCUGUGACUGCCCUGAUGGCCUUGAACUUUCAGAGGAUGGCACCAAGUGUGUUGACAUAGAUGAAUGUGGCUCUAGCAGCAGCAUCUGUUCCAAUGGUUACUGUGAGAACUACAUGGGUGGCUACCACUGCACCUGUCUCCCUGGCUUCCAACCCAACACUGACAGGACUUCAUGUGUUGACAUAAACGAGUGUGCAGCGAACAACGGUGGUUGUGAGAUGUUGUGUGUGAACAGCCCCGGCAGUUUCUCAUGUGGAUGUGAGGUCGGCUUCACUCUCAUGCCCAAUGGCAGGUCUUGUAAAGACUACAAUGAGUGUCGUGAGAAUGGAGACAUCUGUAAUGGUGGGAAGUGCCAGAACAUCCCGGGAGGAUACAGAUGCACGUGCACUGGGGGACUGAGACCUUCCGAUGACAUGAAACAGUGCAUAGACAUAGAUGAGUGCCAGGAGAACCGGCUGUUGUGUCGUAAUGGUGUGUGUGAAAACACCCUGGGAUCCUUCCGCUGUAACUGUGACAAUGGGUACGAGGUGGACGGCAGUAGAUGCAUUGAUGUAGAUGAGUGUAGUACAGGGAAGAACAACUGUGAUGAGAGUGCACUGUGUUACAACUCUCCGGGCUCCUAUCGCUGCCAGUGCAAGAUAGGGUAUGAAGGAGACGGAAUUACUUGCAGAGACAUCAAUGAGUGUCGUCGUGAUGGCAUCUGCUCUCCCAGCGCGGUGUGUAUUAACGAGCCAGGCAGCUACUCUUGCGUCUGUGAGGAGGGCUUCACCGGAGAUGGAAUUGUAUGUAGAGAUGUGAACGAGUGUGAGCUUAAUGCUGACAUCUGUAGGAAUGGCCAGUGCUACAACUUCCUGGGAGGUUAUCGGUGCUCCUGUGAUAUGGGCUUUGAACGAGCUCCAGAUGAGAAAUCUUGCAUUGACAUCAAUGAGUGCGACAUCCCGAACCUGUGUGUAAAUGGUGUAUGUGAGAACACGGACGGCGGUUACCAAUGUCUGUGUAAACAGGGAUUCAAACUGGAUGUAUAUGGUGGAAAUUGUACUGAUAUCAAUGAAUGUGAGAACCUGGAGAACUGCCUGUAUGGUGUGUGUGUAAACACCAUCGGUGACUACUACUGCGAGUGUCCACCAAACUUCCAACUCAACUCUGCAGGCACUGGAUGUGUGGACGUGCGUAAAGGGAGUUGUUACCUGGACAUCUCUCAGCAGAGAUUGACAGGUGUAUGUAGCCAUGUGAUCUCCCAGAGUGUGGGGCGAGCGGGCUGCUGCUGCAGUGUGGGACGGGGCUGGGGCGAGACCCCGGGCUACUGUGAGCCUUGCCCCCGCAACAACACCCAGGAAUACAAGGAGCUGUGUGUGGCAGACUCUGGCUUUAGGCCUGACCCUGACUCUCUGCUGCCUAUGGACAUUGAUGAGUGUAGAGAGAUACCUGGAAUAUGUAAGAAUGGAGAUUGUCAGAACACGUUUGGAAGCUACAAAUGCAUCUGUCCGGAUGGCUACAGACUCAACCUGUACACACAAGAAUGCAUUGACAUAGAUGAGUGUGCGGAGUACCCAGGCUAUUGUGGACUGGGCACAUGUGUCAACACCGCGGGCAACUUCUCCUGCCUCUGUCCUGAUGGAUACAUGCCCAUGCCUGGGGAGGGAUGCAUGGAUAUGCGUAAGGAUGUAUGCUAUGCAGCCUUCUUCAACACCACAGUUCCAGGCCGUCCUCCACGAUGUGAGCACGAGCUCUCGAGCCUGGUGACGCUCCGACAGUGCUGCUGCGUUGGAGUAGUUGGCCAGGGCUGGGGCACUCCAUGUCAACCAUGCCCAGUGAAAAACUCAAGGGAAUACCUGGACUUAUGCAAACCACUUCCUAUUAGAGAGGACACAAAUGAGUGUUCCAUCUACCAGUUUCUAUGUGAGAAUGGCCGAUGUAUUGACACAAACACGGAGGAGGGCUUCCUGUGUGAAUGUGGGGUUGGCUACACAUACAAUCCCCUCAGCAAACGAUGUGAAGAUGUUGAUGAGUGUCGUGAGAGGAGAAACCCGUGUCACCAGAACUCCAUCUGUAUCAACACGCUCGGCAGUUUCCACUGUGAGUGCAUUCCUGGAUACCAGCUCUCUUCCGGUGGACGCAGGUGCCUUGAUAUCAAUGAGUGCGAGGAUGUGUCUGGUAUCUGUGCAAAUGGUGAAUGUCGGAACCUAGAUGGCUCCUACCAGUGCAUCUGUAAGCAGGGAUUCAGGCUUGCUCCAUCCAGGGACUCUUGUCUUGAUGUAAAUGAGUGUGAACUGCAGCCUGAUGUGUGUCGUAAUGGGACGUGUGAGAACAGGAUCGGGGGCCACCAGUGUCACUGCUCCCCGGGCUUCGUUCUCACUGACAACGGUGACUGUGAAGAUACUGAUGAAUGCCGUGACUUCCUGGGUAUCUGUAUGAACGCCCGCUGCAGGAAUUCCCCAGGCAGCUUCGAAUGUAUCUGUCUCCCGGGCUAUACACAGUCUUCAGACCGCAUGAACUGCAGAGACAUGGAUGAGUGUACAGAGAUCAGAGGCCUGUGCAGGAACGGGUUCUGCCUCAACACAGAUGGCUCGUAUCAGUGUAACUGCUUUGAUGGCUACAGGCUCUCCCGUAAUGCUGACAGCUGUGAGGACAUCAAUGAGUGUCGUACAGUAGAUGGUCUGUGUGCCAAUGGUCAGUGUGUCAAUGAGGACGGUAGUUUCCGAUGUGUGUGUCCUGCUGGCUACAUCCUCACUAACGAUGGACGCAGCUGCAUAGACUUGCGGCAGGGUAAUUGUUACCGAACAUUUGAGCGAGGCCAGUGCCUAAACCCGCGGCCUGUGAACCACACCCUGGCCCAGUGCUGCUGUACUGGGGGAUCUGCCUGGUCCUUCAUUGGAUCCGAGCUCUGUGAAGUCUGCCCAAUACCAGGAGAACAGAGAUUUGAGGAGGUGUGUGGAUCGGAUCCCGGCAGACAUAGGGGACCCAGUGGGGAACAAGACCUGAAUGAGUGUAUGUUGGACCCUGAUCUAUGCAGGAAUGGCCGUUGUAUCAAUACAGAUGGCUCGUUCCGCUGUGAGUGCUCACCCGGCUUUGUCCUUGACUCCUCUGGAAGGACGUGUGUAGAUAACGAUGAGUGUCGCGUGAGGAACAUGUGUGGGGAGGGAAGGUGUACAAACACUAUUGGCAGUUUCCGCUGUGAAUGCAGGCCUGGAUUCCUCCCCGGACCAAAUGAAGUCUGUGAAGACAUAGAUGAGUGUGCGACAGGUGACAACAACUGUGCAUUCCGCUGUGCCAACAUACGAGGCUCAUUCAGAUGUGUUUGUCCCAUGGGCUAUCAGCUGGCUGAUGACGGCAUGCAUUGUGAAGAUGUUGAUGAAUGUGCUAGUGGCGGGCAUAACUGCCGUUACGCAUGUAAGAACCUGGUGGGAACAUUCAUGUGUAUCUGUCCUGAGGGCUACAGGGAAGCCGGCAGGGACCAGUGUGUCGACAUAGAUGAGUGUCGGGAGCAGGCUGGCUUGUGUGAGCCUGGGAGGUGCAGGAACAUCCAGGGUGGCUUCAGGUGUGAUUGUCCCCGUGGAUACACAACCUCACAGGACGGAAAAUACUGCCUUGACCAGCGCGAGGACUACUGUUACCUGGAGCUAGUGUCAAGGCGGUGUGUGACCACAGCAGAUGUGCGGGUGACAACUCAGGCCAGCUGCUGUUGCUCUGGGGCAGCGGCCUGGGGACGAAGGUGUGAAACAUGCCCACGGAGAGGCACAGCUGCCUUUGACAGAUUGUGCCCAUCUGGAGGAGGUUAUGACGUUGAUGGAAAUGACAUAGAUGAGUGCCGAGUGUUGGCCAAUGUGUGCCAGAAUGGCCGCUGUCUGAACACCAUGGGGUCAUACAGGUGUAUCUGCAACAAUGGCUACAAGCCUGACACCUCAGGAUCACAGUGUAUAGACGUGGAUGAGUGUGUGGAGGGCCGCGCUCCAUGUGAUGGCACCUGUCAGAACCUGGAAGGCUCGUUCCUCUGUACAUGCUCUGCCGGUUACGUCCUCAACAUGGACGCCAGGACAUGCAAGGACAUAGAUGAGUGCAGUACCGGCCAGCACAACUGCCAGCAUGAAUGUGUUAACACAGAGGGUAGCUACACAUGUGGCUGUCCACCAGGCUUCAACCAGGCCAGGGAUGGACAGUGCUUAGACAUUAAUGAGUGUAUAUUAGAGUCUCACCUUUGUUCCCCGAAUGGCCAGUGCAGGAACACCCAGGGCAGCUUCCAGUGUGUGUGUGACCAUGGUUAUAAGCUUGACUCCACUGGCAGGCUGUGCAUAGAUGUAAAUGAGUGUGAAGGUGGCGAGUGUGAGAAUUUGUGUGAAAACAGUGCGGGUGGCUUCUACUGUGGCUGUCCCGAGGGCUACACCGAAUACUGGAACCAGUGUAUAGAGAUAGAUGUGUGUUCAGGCACCCCAUGCGUGUAUGAGUGUAUGCCGACUGGGCAGCAGUUCCAGUGUGGAUGUCCCCCAGGCUACCAGAUGAUAGGAGAGGGGCAUUGUAUCCAGACAAUAUCGCCCUCAGAGUACAAGAACAUGUUCCCACCGGGUGUGGAGCUCCCCCACGAGUCAUCUCUAGGGGUGGGGGAGUUACCCCCAGGGGAGGGAUGCUACUCCUGCAAUAUUGGUGAUACUCCACUUGACGUGCCACUGUCCAAGAGGAUGAAAAGAAGUACAGGUAUAGUACAAGACGGUGAGUCCUCCCAGUACAGCACUGGUAUCGCAGCUAACAUGGGGGAUGUGGUGAUUGAAGACCUUCAUUCACAGCAAGCAAGAUUCCGACCCAAGAUACUCAGGAUCACCAAGAGAGAGGCCAUGCGACAGAAGGGUAAAAACAGACGCCACGCUUCUAAAAAGGAGAGAGAGGGAGGAUACAUGGAGUUGAAGGCAGCUAAUGAGACCACAGUUGAUAUUACCCAUCCUUUGCCAGUAUAUGUCGAUCUCUCAGACGUCAGCAGAAAAACCAAGCUCGUGAAAAUAGUUCCAGCUCUCUCCGCUCUACAAGGCAAUGUGGAUUAUAAAAUCAUCAAUCGAAAUGACAAACUCUUCUUUAUACGGGAAAAACGAGGAGUGAGCUCCCUGCAUGCCAAGCGCAAGAAGCUUUCCCCAGGGAUGUCAUAUCAUCUAGAUAUUGAGGCCCUGCCAAUGCAUGAGGAGGCGGAAAUAGCUGGACACAAUGUUCAUAUCGGAAAAACUGUCUUUAGAUUUUUUGUUAACGUGUUGUAACAGUUAGAUUUCUCAUAGAUAGGUGGAUAUACUACAGUAAUGCGUGUGUAUAGACUGUUAAUAUGAAAGUGUAUGUAAUAUUACUAUGUUGUGAACAGUGCUAGUUCCUUUUCAAAUUGUCGAAGACAGCAUGAAAGUGCCUUUCAUAGUUUUGAUGAAUUAUUGUGAAGUUUCUGAGAAUCGCGAGUCAUGUUAUAAAUGUAUGUUGUACCUGGAUACAAGAAAAUGGAUAGCAUUGUUUAUGUCUGUAACUGCAUCAUUUUUAAAUGGCACAUGUAUACAUUUUCGAUUCUAGGGUAAAGCAGAGUUUGUAGAAUUCAUAUACAUGUAUGUUUAUUAAGUAGGUAUGUUAUUUGUAUACUGUGUAAAGGAGAAAUGUAUAUCCUAUGUAAAGGGCAUGAUCGUGUAAUAGCAAUAUGUGUUAUAUACUGGUAAACAAAUUAGUUACCUGACCUUGUGUCCAAAACUCAUGUUAGAUAAAGUAAAAUAUUUCUGUGCUAGUAUUUUUCCUUGCGGUCGCAUGUAUAGUAAGGCUGUUUAACUCUUGCAGAGAGAACAUAUAUAUAGUUCUUAAACUCCAUAUCAUAGCAUGUGUUAAGAUAAAAUAGAACCUUACUCUGAAGACAAUCAAAAAUUGUAACCUUUGGGAUUGUGAUGUAUUUAUAAAUGUAUAUUUGAUAUGACUGAUAUAUUUCCUCUACAACAUCAUGAAUAUCUGCAACCAUGUAUGGCCAAUAUGCAGUUGUUAGAAGAAGCGAUCAUGGAAAAAUGCAACAAUUAGUAAGAAUGUAUUGUUUUUAAUGCUUUCAAAUCAAAGCCAUGCUUUCCAAUUGGUGUAAUUUGCUCUGCAAUUUUUAUAACACCAAAAACAUGUGUAUUAAGUGAAGUCACUGACAUGAUCUUAAGUCUAGCUACAGUGUAGCAUUCUUUAUAACAUUGUAAUGAAUUCUACAUGGAUUGUUUAUGCUUAAGAACUUUCAGGGAAAAGAAUAUCAGGUACAGGGACAUUUUAUUUUAAUUAACAAAAUGUACAGCAAAAUAUCUCUUGACAGAAUCUGACAUGUAAUUACAAUCUGUAAUUAUUACAACUGACCAGUUCACAAGUGCCAGUAGAUGUUUUAUUCAUAUAUAUUUAUAUAUAUUUUGCUUAUAAUAAAUAAUUGCUUUAUCA